AUGGCUGCUACCAAGGGUCUGGUGGUGUACUCUAUGGACAGUGAAAUUGCCCAGUUUUUCGAGCAGACUUCAGUGCCGCGCUCGGUCUGUGACAGCUACGCAAAGGAGGAGCUUGGUGGCGAGGUUGUUCCAGUGGCGGUGCAAGGCGUAUGCAGCUACACCGUUUAUGCAGGCCCCAAGGGCGAGUUCGUGGCCCAGUUUCGCCUCAAGUCUUUGCAGCUGAGGAUGGAAACCGCCGAGCUGGCGCAGGCCAUCUACGGCGACUUUGCGCCGCAGGUUGCCUUUAGAGGCCAGAUCGGGGAUGAUGGGGUCAAGGGGAAGGAUCCCCUGUAUAUCUAUGUCAUGAGCCGAAUGCAAGGCAUUAGUUAUUUGACUUUUCUUCUGGCGCAUAGCACUAAUAUACCGGAGAACUCGUGUAAGUUUUCGUUUUGGCGGAGGAACCUGAUCAGCGACAUUGCGAGGUUCUUUGCCCGCUCGUGGAACUCUCCCCAGACUGUCAGCCGAGAAUACCGCGAUGGUCUGCGCCGCCAGUAUGAGAAAGAAUUAGGGCUAUUGCUUGUCUCUCUCCCGGACCGCUUUCAUCCCUUAAUCCAGCAGUCCCUCGACUCACUGCCGGCCAUCUUCUCUCUCCCAAUGGUGCUGCUCCACAGAGACUUUGGGAUUUGCAAUAUCAUGGUGAACGAAGAUUCCUGCCAUCUAGUGGGCGUGGUUGACUGGGCAGAGUCGGAAAUCACGUGCUUUGGGCUGAACCUAUACUCCAUCCAACAAUUGAUAAGCACAGUUCAUCUGAGGAAUGGCUGGACGAGAUUUGCCGAUUACGGGGUCUUGGAAGACGUAUUUUGGAGCACGCUCCGUGCCGAGGCUGGAGGACUGAGUAGUGAGAUUGUCGAGAUCGUCAAGUCGGCGCGAGUGAUGGGACUGCUGUUAUCGCGUGGCUUUACCAGUCGCCUGGCCAAUAUGCCGGAGCCAGUGCCUGUACGCGAUGAUGAGGGCGGAGCGUACAAUAUACGCGACUUAGACGGACUGUUAAUCAACCCGGCGACGAGGUUUACCGAACUCGUCUAG
This is a messenger RNA of Talaromyces atroroseus, 1065 nucleotides long. RefSeq lists its product as hypothetical. The coding region runs from base 1 to 1065 and encodes 354 amino acids. The transcript has 2 exons. Lineage: Eukaryota; Fungi; Ascomycota; Eurotiomycetes; Eurotiales; Trichocomaceae. The record is from RefSeq and is a predicted model, not a curated record.